AAUAAAGUAGUUUAAAACGGGUGAGUAUAGUCCCGAAGCAAAGACCCAAAAAGAAGAGAGAAAAUAAUGCAGAAAAGCCAGAACCAAAACCAGAAGGCGGAGAGGCGAUGGCCCCUGGGGCUGGUGGUGAUGGGGCUGAUCGGCGGCGCGUCGCUGGUGUUCGUGGUGCUGGGGAGGAACAGCUCGGCGCCGUUCCUGUGCGGCGCGUGGGGGAGACGCCCCACGGGUCCGGCGACGAGCCUCCAGCUGGACGCCAUCCUCCACUACGCGACGUCGACGGUGGUGCCGCAGCAGUCGUUGGGCGAGAUCUCCGUCACAUUCGCCGUCCUCCGCUCGGUGGGGCCCGCCAACUUCCUCGUCUUCGGACUCGGGCGCGAUUCCCUCAUGUGGGCCGCCCUCAACCCACGUGGCAGGACGCUAUUCCUGGAGGAGGACCCCAAGUGGGUCCACACCGUCCUAAAAGACGCCCCUGCCCUCCGCGCCCACACCGUCCACUACCGCAACCAACUCUCCCAAGCCGACGACCUCCUGCACCAUUUCCGCUCCGAGCCCGAUUGCUCGCCGCAUAAAUCCUUCAUACGUGGCAACGAUAACUGCAGGUUAGCGCUGAACAUGCUCCCCGACGAGGUCUACGACAACGAGUGGGACCUCAUAAUGAUCGACGCGCCGCGGGGCUACUUCCCGGAGGCGCCGGGGAGGAUGGCGGCGAUAUACUCGGCGGCGGUGAUGGCCAGGAACCGGAAGAAACCGGGCGUCACUCACGUCUUCCUGCACGAUGUCGACCGCCGGGUCGAGAAAAUGUACGCGGAGGCGUUCCUCUGCAAGAAGUAUCUGGUCAAGGCGGAGGGGAGGCUCUGGCACUUCGAGAUACCGCCAGCCGCUAACCUCAACAGCGACUUCUGCUAGGGUGCGCUUCCCGGCCACCGACAUUUUUAUUUCAAUUUUUAACAUCUUCUUUCACAUGGAGCGGUUUUCAGAUUGUCGCUCCCUUUUUCUUUUUUUUUUUACUGUGCUGUCAAAAUCAUGGGUAGCUUAGUAUGAGUAAGAUAUAGUUAUAUGCAAUAAAUACAUUACUUUAUUUUAUGAAGAAAA
This is a messenger RNA of Salvia miltiorrhiza (redroot sage), 1092 nucleotides long. Its product is annotated as probable methyltransferase At1g27930. The transcript has 2 exons. The record is from RefSeq and is a predicted model, not a curated record. Gene Ontology annotation, biological process: xylan biosynthetic process. Lineage: Eukaryota; Viridiplantae; Streptophyta; Magnoliopsida; Lamiales; Lamiaceae. The coding region runs from base 67 to 906 and encodes 279 amino acids.